CGAGAAAAGCGAGCGCGCGCGCGCUCUCGACUGCCCCUGGGUCGUUGCGGUUGCUUAGUUGCGCGGUGUUUAACUACUGUAGCAGGUCACUUGAAACACAAAAACAAACCAACGAGGAACACGUGUUUACUUCAAGAGGGUCGUCGGCCUUUGUCAUGUAUAUUAUGUUGUGAAUAGACCAUCUGGAGUGCCAGCUAAUCUCACAGAGGAACUGGAGUAAUUGCAGUUAACUUAAUGAGGACUUUUUUCUGCGUGAUAUAGCUUUUUAGACAGAUGUAAAUUUACGACAUGCAGUUAGGAAUUCUCGCGUCGUCAUGGUAACCAUCCGAAGUUAAACUAAAAUAAAGUCACUCAGAAGUCGUGUGCUGUGUAAAUAAACGUUUAUAAAGUCAUGAUAUUAACUCAAUAAGAAGAAUAGAACAGUAAUGUGGGGAAGGGAUAUUGCUUGCAAAAGAAAUGGACAUGGAAUCCAGGAAUGGACCGAUGGAUGUAAAUAUGAGGGGGAGUUCGUAAAUAACCUGAAGCAUGGCACUGGUGUCUUCACAUGGGCAAAUGGAGAGUUUUAUAAAGGUUCAUUUUUUAAGGAUUAUCGGCAUGGCAAAGGCAUGUAUUCCUGGCCGAAUGGAUCCAAAUACACAGGAAACUUUUAUCUGAACCGAAAAGAAGGAUAUGGGGUGCAAGUUUUCCCAGACAGAUCAACCUUUGAGGGUCUGUAUCAUGCUGAUGAACGCUUUGGCCCUGGAAUCAUGACAUACCUUGAUGGGCGACAGGAUGUGGGCCUUUGGCACAGAGAGGUGUUACUGCGAAUAUGCACCACACUGGAGGAUGGCUUCAGUCUGGAGGACUUCCCAGAACACAUGACCAGACUGCCUAAAAAACACCUGAAACAACAUCACCUUGCUCCCAAUGUGGAGUGGAGUACAGAUGGCGGCCCCCUCGAGUCCGAUCAGGGGUUAUCAGAGGACGAGGAACGUUUCAUCCUGCCUCCAGACACUGAGAGCUACUCCACAGACUCAGACCAUCUGCCUAUUCCCAGGUGUCUACGCCGGGACCUGGACCUUCACUUUUUUGGGAGGAGUGACAUCAGCACAGAGCAGCGAUCACCAUUGACAGCCUUGACGCUACAGCAGCGCAUGAAUGCACACAUUCAGAGACACAGAUUUGAGACAGAAACAUUAGACUGGGAUGUAACUGCAGUUCUGAAUAUGAACAGGACUCAGUUUGGACCCAAAGGUCCCCUGGAACUGAACUCAGAGAAACUGAUCAAGGAAGCUUCACAUGGUGAAUGCAGGAAUGUUUAUCGAAUCCUCAGAGAUGGAAAAGUCCAUCCCGACGUGAGUGACGCACAGGGACAUACAGCUCUCAUAGCAGCCACGGUGCAUUGUCAUGACGAUGUCAUCCACAUGCUGUUGGACAGCGGGGCCGAUGUUAAUAAGCUAAAUGAUGAAGGCAUGUCUGCUCUGGCUGUCUGUAAUGUCCUCUACUACCCACUUCAGUCUUUACAUGAGACACUGGCUGAGAAAGUGACCCAGAAUAUCAGCCCAGAGCCACAGAUCAAGCCUUUGGAAGAUGUCUCCCAUAAAUCCUCUCCAGAUCCAAUGACAGGAACACCCAAAGAUGAAAGCGGCCAAGAGACAUUUGAGACACCAAGACAGACCAACCAGGUUGACCAAAGUCUUGAACCAGAGAACCUCAAUAACUUGGAGAAACUCGAAGCUCAAGAGCAAUUCAUUGAGGUCAUAAAUGAAGAUCAACCUGACCAACCAGAAGGCCUCAACAACUCUGAGGAACCUCAAGUUCAUUAUCAAAUCAAUGAAAAUACGGACCCAAACAAGAAGAUAGUUCUUCACCCUGAACAUGAACAAGAUAGACCAUCAGUAGAACCACAUGAUAUAAUUUCAAGAUCUAUUCAAGUCUUUGAUGGUACAAUUGCAGUGGGUUCUGUGUUGUGGCAAGAGAGGAAAACAAAGAGUGUUGUUGACUCUGAAGAAGAGGUGACAAAUCUGGAGUUUGAAGAAAAACUAGAGAGGAGCAUCAGAUCCGAUGACCUUUCCUUUGAUUCUGCAUGUUCUCUGGCUAGUUUUCACAUUGACGUCACAGAGGAGAUCCUGCAAAAGAGUGCUGAGAUCCUGUGUCAGACAGGAACAGUGACUCCGACAGACACCCAAGAGACGGUCCGGAAAAUUGCGCUUCUUAAAACAGAACAUCGGAAUCGAUGGAUUACAAUUAAUCUACUGUUAGAGAGAGGAGCAGACCCAAAUGCCUCUACUGUCCCCAUGCCCGUCAUCUUCCUGGCUAUCAAAGCUGCCCAUGUCAAGGGCGUCCGUCGUCUACUGGAGUGCGGGGCUCGUACAGACAUACCUCUACUUCCAGAGCAAAGGGGUCUGUACCCCCUUCACAUAGCAGCGGGUUUGCCUGGAGCAGAGGGUCCUGAAAUCACACAGCUCCUCUUGCACGCCCUAGCGGACCCUGACGUCAAAGCUCAGGAUGCCAAUGAAGUCUACGAGUUUGAUAAGAACACGUUUGAGCACCAGGCCUUUGAGAAUCAGCAUUUCAUGGCCUCUAGACCCCUGGCUAAGUUUAAUGAAGCCCCCAUCGAGUUUCCUCAAGAAGGUGGGAGGACACCACUACAUGUGGCCUGCCAAAGAGACAGUGAUUAUGCAAAUGCUAGAGAUGUGGUUGCGCUUCUCCUUUCUCACAAAGCAAGCCCCAAUGAUGUGUGGAGUGGCCAUUCACCCCUGUCUCUGGCUAUUGCAAGUGGCAACGACCUUGCUGUGGAUGAACUGCUGGCCGGAGGGGCUGAUCCUAAUCUUCCUCUCACCCGUCAUGUGGGCAGCGCCCUCUGUGCCCUUGCCAACAUCAACUACAACCAUGGGCCACAUCCACGCAACCAAGUCAAGCUGCUGGAAAAGUUGAUCAAAUCCGGCGCUGACAUCCUCAUGCCUGUCGUGGUGGGCGAGGGAAGCAGGUGUGCUGUGGGAACAGUCGUGGAUUAUGCGCACUGCGCAUUCCAACAGAACCAGCGCAUGGCCCACACCCCUUAUCAUGCCCUCAACAAGUGUGAGAGACAAGCCUAUAAUGCCCGCCGGCAGUUGCUAGGCCUCAUGGGAGAUCUGCUGAGACAGGCAGCGAUCAGAAUGGAAACAUGCCGCAUGGAAAAGGAAAGGAGCCAAGGCGUACUCAGUGCCAGUCCCUCAGAGAAGUUUGUGUAUACUGGAGCAGGGGCAACACCGAGUCUCCUGAGCUCUCCUGAACAGAACAGCAAGACUUCCUUUAACAAAUGCAUCGGUCAGAGAGUGCAGAGAAAGCCUCGCUUCAAAUAUUGCUACCAGUGCGGCCGAUCGGUGGGUGUGCAGCUUAUGCCCUGUAGCCGCUGUCAUGAGGUCUUUUACUGUAGCAAGACCUGCAAAACAAAUGCAUGGGAUGAACGCCACAGAGACGAGUGUGUCCGUUUGCCAGUUGUCAGUGGAAAAAGCAGCAGAGAUAAACGCGCAUCCGUCGGACCACGUUCACCUGUGUCGACCAAAGAAGCAAAAGACAAGACCUUCCAUCUGAGCGUGACCCCAGAAAUACAAGAGUAUGACCUGAAUGAAAAUUACAGUUUUAUUUAAAAUGCAUUUAAUAGGCCAAUUGAACAUUAGUUAUGUAAGUUUUCUUUUUUAAAUCAUAAGUCAAGGUCUAUUAAUAAAAAUUCUUUGAAAAGACAGUCAACAUCCAUUUUGUUUGAACAACUGUGCAUGUUUAUUACGUAAAACAGACCAAAUUUACAAAUUCAAACCUCAAAUAAAACGCUAGUCCUGAAA
Molecule: messenger RNA, 3803 nt
Organism: Megalobrama amblycephala (Wuchang bream)
Lineage: Eukaryota; Metazoa; Chordata; Actinopteri; Cypriniformes; Xenocyprididae
Gene: ankmy1
Product: ankyrin repeat and MYND domain containing 1
Exons: 16
Coding region: 426-3611 (1061 amino acids)
Molecular function (GO): protein binding
Source: RefSeq, a predicted model, not a curated record